Molecule: messenger RNA, 2112 nt
Organism: Acromyrmex echinatior (Panamanian leafcutter ant)
Lineage: Eukaryota; Metazoa; Arthropoda; Insecta; Hymenoptera; Formicidae
Product: serine/threonine-protein kinase SIK3
Biological process (GO): microtubule cytoskeleton organization; protein phosphorylation; intracellular signal transduction
Cellular component (GO): cytoplasm
Molecular function (GO): ATP binding; tau-protein kinase activity
Source: RefSeq, a predicted model, not a curated record
UGCAAUACAUACUAUUUCAGAGUCUUGGCGUUGUCUUAUAUGUAUUAGUUUGCGGUGCUCUACCAUUUGAUGGACCUACAAUGCAGUUGUUACGAUCUGUGGUUGUCUCAGGGAAAUUCAGAAUACCAUUUUUUAUGUCUGCAGAUUGCGAAAAAUUGAUUAGACACAUGUUGGUGGUAGAACCAGAGCGACGUUUAAGUAUUUCUCAAAUCUUAGCGCAUUCAUGGAUGAGUGAAGAUGGCGUAAUAGAAUUAGAACCUGGAGGAUGUAAUCCUGAUGUAAGCGUGCCACUACCAUUAAAUCAAUUAGUAAUAGAAAAUAUGUUAAGAUUACCUGGACUUAGCGCAGAUACGUUAUUACAAGCCAUUAAAGGAAAUACUUUUGAUCAUGUAUCAGCUAUAUACAAUUUACUUGUUGAUCGAUUAGAACCAACAAUGCCUAAUUUACACAGUAUUCAAAGUAUUCCAGGUGAUUAUUUGCCAGAUGGUGCACAUCAAUUAGAGAAGUUUGGUGAAACUGAAGCGGAAACGGAAGAGAAAAGUGGUCUUUAUUUGCCAUCUGGAACAUCUUAUCAUACAACAAGAAGACAUACAGUUGGACCUGGUGAUGCAGUGCAUCAAUCUCCUUCGUCAUAUCCUUAUCAUCAUAUGUCAGGCUAUCAAACUUUACGGCCUCUUCCUGUUCUUCAGUGUAAUAUGGAUCCUCAAGUUUUACCACAUACCAAUUUACCAUUAAAUCUUCCCUUAGUUCAACAUCAACCACCACAAAAUUUCCAAAUAAAGGAUCAACAUUUAUUGAAACCACCUCCUGUUAUGGGUGCCACUGGAGGUUUUGGUAGAAGAGCUUCAGAUGGUGGAGCAAAUCUUCAUAUAUUUCAUCAACAACAUAGUAGUAACAUUAACAAUGAUGAAGAUAACGGCUGGAGUCAACCUGGUAGUAGGGAACAAUUACAGUCAGGUGUUCAAAAAAGGGAUCCCGUAUUUACUCGGGAGGAUGCCUUUUUCAAAGAAAUGUUUCAGACAAAAGUUUUACAGAGUGGUAGUUCAGGAUUAGUACCAUGUGCUCAAUCAUUAAAUGUUGCUGUCAGUACUGCGACUGGAGACGGGAGUAAUAACAACAGUGGUAAUAAUAGUGGAAGUAGUGAUAGAAGAAGAAGAAGUGGCCUUAGCACUGUUAUGCAGCGACCAGUAAGUAAUAGGGAUUCGUAUAAGGAACCAAGCAGCCAUGUUGCUACUGAAAGAUACUCACCUGUUCGUCGGGCAUCGGAAGGAUCAGGUGCACCUGGACCAGGCAUACAAGCACUUCAGCAAGAAUAUCAACAGUUACAAAGAUUAGCAUCACCUUCACACAGUCCUGCGAGUAUUCCUGGUUCUCCUGUUCACGAAAGAUGUGUAGCAGCAAUUACGCAAGGUCUCAGUGGUUUAACUACGACAUCAGUACAGGGUAGUAUCGUACAUGGUACGCCGGCACAACCACCGGCCACACCUUUAGAUUUGAGUCCACUUAGGCAUCAUAGAUCACCUGCGACUACUCCUGUGAGUUACUCUCCCAGUAAUAGUCCAGCAUUGGAUAUGAUACAAGAAGAACAUCCUGUAGAAAUAUCAAGGGAUAUGGAGGUCAAUAGCGGAGACCAGAGCAAAAAGCGGACAUGUGAACGUGAAGUGGAGCAUAGAUACUGAUGAGAGUGGAAACUGGCGCGUGAACGAAGGAGGCAAAUGUGACACCUCCAGAAACUCGGGCCAUAAAGAUGACUCCGAGAGAGCGCAGCUGUUUGGAAAAGCGGCGCAAAGCCACUGAGGAUGGAAGGGGUGGGAGGGAUACCGAGAGUAUCCCUGCGCUUGCGUGUUAGCUGCGCGGCAGUUAAACGAAAGUUAAAAUUGCAAGUUGGAUGCUUUGCUGAAACUAUAUAAGAGGCGGCAGAGUUUAGGCGAAGGAUUCUGCAGGCCUUGAACGAGAUCAUUCAAAUUAAAAUUAAUAGUGUUCGAUAGAGCAGAGCGUACAUAUUUGGCGUGGCCAGCGUAAACCGGGCAUCGAAAUAAGACAUGGUCCGCAUCCUGGAUAGGGUGUCCACAAUCCCAUGAUGAGCCUUCAAUAAAGUUUUUCCUGAAAAGA